This is a messenger RNA of Polyodon spathula (Mississippi paddlefish), 7296 nucleotides long. RefSeq names its product rap guanine nucleotide exchange factor 6-like. NCBI's taxonomy places the organism in Eukaryota, Metazoa, Chordata, Actinopteri, Acipenseriformes, Polyodontidae. Gene Ontology annotation, biological process: small GTPase-mediated signal transduction; positive regulation of ERK1 and ERK2 cascade. Gene Ontology annotation, molecular function: guanyl-nucleotide exchange factor activity; protein binding. The transcript is spliced from 30 exons. Bases 1135 to 5958 code for a protein of 1607 amino acids. The record is from RefSeq and is a predicted model, not a curated record.
AAACGUACUGAACUAAUAUGAUUUUUAUAAUAUUCUAAAACUUUUUGUGUACCUAUACGUUAUGUAACAAAAUGCAGCUAUCAACAAACAGAACCGUGCCCGGCAAAAGCAUUUCUGUCUCUUUAAAUUCACCCUCUCGCGAUGUUUGUUGUAGCUGGGCUCUUUCCGAGGCUUCUGCCCAAUGUGUGAGUCAAUUCAGGAGUUCCGAGCCAAGGGAAAAUACAUGGAGUCUGUGUCAUUCAAUCUGCUAGAAUAACACAGAAACAAAGUUCAUUUAACUUGUUCAGAAAUAACGACAGGGCACUUUUUACGAAAGCAGCAACUUGGUCAAGUACUUCAAGGUUUUCUUUUUCUACCGCACGGGACAAAACAGCAUGGACGUUGUUUUAAAAGUAGUAAUUACAUUAUUUUCCCCCUGGAGUAUCCAAAGUUAAGCCAAUUUACGCAAUUACUUUUUAAAUUUUUGACACCAAACCACGUGUGGCACAAAUGAACACUGGAAAUGCAGGUCUAGUAUAACUUUCUCAAUGUAUAUGUUGGGACAACGUUUAAAUAAAUGCUUUACGCCUGUGUUAGUAUUUUUUUCUGUUGCUUUUACAGUACUGCUAGUCAUCGCUACUAGUCUAAACCAAAUUGCAAUUAUUGUUAUGUUUUAUUUUUAAAGAGUUUGACUUGACAGUUUUGUUUAUUUAUACUGCCUUUUUACUGGGAUAACCACACAACGUUGCUGCUGAUGUAAUUUGCAGAGUAACGCAACAUUAAGGUAGUGUACACUUAAUGACAUUCGGUACGUGGAUGGGAGAAAAUGGAAAAUGUUUUCAAGACUAUUCUUAUUUUCAUUCUUGUUAACAGCUUGAUCAUGGUGAGUUAUUACAAAACAUGGAUCGCAUUGGGGAACACUGAAGGAUUCAUAGAAUACAGAACCGAGAUCUUUAUUUCAACUCUGAGCUAAUGCGAGAUAAAAACAACAGCAAAAACAAACAAACAAACAAACAAACAAACAAAAAAACAGACCACGACAGGAUCUGAGAAGACUUUUUUUUUUUUUUUUUUUUUUUCGGGUGAUUUGCCUGUAGGAUAAUUCUAGUUAAACGGGCGCCUUGGAAUUCUGCAAGAUCAGCUCCUGUGGAAAUAAUGACAUCGUCUGUGGAUAUAUCGUUUAAACGGGCUUUGAAGAAACAGCCAUUUGAAAGGACAGAAGAGGAUUUAAACACUAUUUUUUCUCACCUUCAUGGCAUGGAUAUUUUAUCUCAUCUCCGAGAACAUCAGCUAAGAUCAAUGUGUACCACAGCUCGUUAUGAGAGGCAUGAAGCCCAUCGUGUCCUAUUCUACCCCCACAGCAUUUCUACAUGUUGGUAUAUCCUACUAUCGGGCUCAGUGUUCAUGAAGGAAUCCAUGUUUUUACCCAGAUGCUGUUUUGGUAAGCAGUCUGGGGGGAGAAGAGGCUGUGAAUGCAUCAUUUUAGAGCCGUCAGAAAUGAUUGUGGUGGAAAACACCAAUGAGAAUGAGGAGAAUGCCUCGCAGCGGGAAGAUCCACAUCGCCAGUCCCGACGCAGAUUCACAAAAGUCAACCUGAAGGGUGAGAGGCAGAUCAUCACAGACAACGUGGAGUCCUCCAGCUACCCCUGUCUUCCUGCAGACCUUACCAAGAUGCACCUCACAGACAACCCUCAUUCACACAUGACGCACGUCCCUCCCAGCCAAUCAGGGUGCAGCAUUGCCAGUGAUUCGGGGAGCAGCAGCUUGUCUGAUAUCUACCAGGCUACAGAGAGCGAGAUCGGGGAUGUGGAUCUGUCCGGGCUUCCAGAAGCAGCUGUCGAUUCUGAAGAGGAGGAGGAGGAAGACGAAGACAUCGACCGGGCUUCAGAUCCUCUUCUGGGAAGGGAUGUGGUUCGAGACUGUCUGGAGAAGGAACCAGCGGACAGGACUGAUGAUGAUAUUGAACACUUACUGGAGUUCAUGCACCAGCUCCCUGCUUUUGCAAACAUGACGUUGUCUGUCAGAAGGGAGCUGUGCUCUGUCAUGAUACUUGAAGUAGUAGAACAAUCAGGGGCCAUCAUUCUCGAAGACGGACAAGAACUGGAUUCCUGGUACGUUAUUCUGAAUGGCUCGGUGGAAAUCGCUCAUUAUGAGAGGAGUGAGAUUCUUUGCAUGGGAAACAGCUUUGGGAUUUCUCCCACUCUGGAUAAACAGUACAUGAGCGGAGUAGUCCGGACCAAAGGAGAUGACUGCCAGUUUGUGUGUAUAGCCCAGCAAGACUACUGGAGGAUUGUGAACCAUGUGGAGAAGAACACACACAAGGUGGAGGAGGAAGGGGAGAUUGUGAUGGUGAAGGAGCACAGGGAGCUGGACCGCAGCGGCACAAGGAAAGGGCACAUUGUCAUCAAGGGAACUCCAGAUCGGCUUAUAAUGCACUUGGUAGAAGAGCAUUCUGUGGUGGACCCCACCUACAUCGAAGAUUUCUUGCUCACCUACAGAACAUUCCUGUCAAGCCCCAUGGAGGCUGGAAGGAAAUUGUUAGAGUGGUUCAAGGUUGACAGCCUCAGGGACAAGGUCACACGGGUGGUGUUGUUGUGGGUGAAUAAUCACUUCAAUGAUUUUGAAGGGGAUCCUGCAAUGACGCAGUUUCUCGAAGAGUUUGAAAACAAUUUGGAAAUGGCAAAAAUGAAAGGUCACCUCCGACUGCUGAACAUUGCUUGUGCAGCUAAAGCCAAGUGGAGACAAAUAACCCUGCAGAAGCCAUCACGAGAGUCCCCUCUCUAUUUUAGCCUGCUGGGAGGAAGCGAGAAAGGGUUAGGGAUCUUUAUUGAAUCUGUGGAACCAGGGAGUAAAGCAGCAGAGGCUGGACUGAAACGGGGAGACCAGAUAAUGGAAAUAAAUGGCCAGAAUUUUGAAAACAUUGCGAAUGCUAAAGCUGUUGAAAUCCUGAGGAACAACACGCAUCUGUGUAUAACAGUGAAAACAAACAUAUUUGUGUUUAAAGAUCAGUUGAGCAGAAUCACGCACGAAAAGAACGGAAUUCCGCAUAUUCCCAAAAUCCAAGAGAAAAAAGCCAACCGCUACUCCAUCCCAGACCUGCCGCUGGAUGUGGAGCACAUGUUUCCUAAUGAAAAGGGAAACAAGAAGAUCAAAGCCAGCACCGUGUCGGGAGGAAGGAACAAAAUCCGAAAGAUCCUGGGCUUCAGCAUCCUGCCUCCAAAACCUUUCAGUGACGGUGGAGUAAUUCAGUCCCAAGAUGACAGUAUCGUAGGGACCAGGCAGUGCAGACACAGUGUUGCUAUCAUGCCCAUUCCUGGAACUCUGUCAUCCAGCAGCCCUGACCUCCUCCAGCCUGCUGUCAACAUGGUGGACUUCUCCAACCCUGCAGCCGUAGGCUUUUACUACAUUCCAGAUCAAGUGAUCCGCGUCUUCAAGGCAGACCAGCAGAGCUGCUACAUCAUAAUAAGCAAAGAUACCACAGCGAAGGACGUGGUGUCGCAUGCAAUCAAUGAGUUCGGCCUGACCGCAGCGGCCGAGACUUACUCCCUCUGUGAGGUUUCUAUCAGUCCAGAGGGAGUGAUAAAACAAAGGAGGCUUCCUGACCAACUUUCCAAACUAGCAGACAGAAUCCAGCUCAAUGGAAGAUACUAUCUCAAGAACAACAUGGAGACAGAGACUUUGUGCUCAGAUGAGGAUGCCCAGGAGCUGCUGAGAGAGAGCCAGAUCUCGCUGCUCCAGCUCAGCACUGUUGAGGUGGCCACACAGCUCUCCAUGAGGGAUUUCGAGCUGUUCCGCAACAUCGAGCCCACGGAGUAUGUGGACGACCUCUUCAAGCUGAACUCCAAGACCGGCAACGCUCACCUCAAACAGUUCGAGGAGGUGGUGAACCAAGAGACGUUCUGGGUGGCCACGGAAAUCCUGAAGGAGCCCAACCAGUUCAAGAGGAUGAAGAUCAUCAAGCACUUCAUCAAAAUCGCUCUGCACAGCAGAGAGUGCAAGAAUUUCAACUCCAUGUUUGCAAUCAUCAGCGGUCUGUAUCUUGUUCCAGUCGCUCGCCUGAGGGGUACAUGGGAGAAACUGCCAAGCAAAUAUGAGAAACUUUUCAGGGAUCUUCAAGAUAUUUUUGACCCUUCCAGAAACAUGGCCAAGUAUCGCAACGUGUUGAGCAGCCAGAGUGUGCAGCCGCCCAUCAUUCCUCUUUUCCCAGUUGUUAAGAAGGACCUCACCUUUCUUCAUGAAGGUAACGAUUCAAGUGUGGAAGGUUUGGUGAACUUUGAAAAACUGCGAAUGAUUGCCAUGGAGAUAAGACAUGUCACCCGAAUGACCUCCGUGAACAUGGAUCCAGCCUUGAUGUUCAGACAGAGGAAGAAGAGAUGGAAAAGUUUAGGAUCUUUAAGUCAGGGCAGCACAAACUCUAACAUGCUUGAUGUACAAGGAGGGGCCCACAAAAAGCGUGUGCGUCGCAGCUCCCUGCUCAAUGCCAAGAAGCUGUAUGAGGAUGCACAGAUGGCACGGAAAGUGAAGCAGUACCUUUCCAAUCUGAACGUGGAAACCGACGAGGAGAAAUUCCAGAUCAUGUCUCUCCAGUGUGAGCCUGCCUACAGCACCUUGUCCAAGAAUCUAAGUGAAAGAAGAUCAGGAAAAUCAGACAUCUCUCCAGUGUCCAUGAGGUCCUCAAACCCGUCGGGAAAAUCCCACCAGCAGCACAGAAUCAGCCAAGUUCUGCAGGUGCCUUCUGUCAACCUGCACCCGCUCCGGAGAAAGGGGACCUUGAAGGACAUCGCCUUAUCCAGUGCUGGUUCUCCCCAGUGUGUAAAGAAAACUGACGGCACAUCUGACGAUGUCUCCUGUAAAAGAGCCGCCGACGAUGCCAUAUCUACAGCCUCCUCCCUGCAUUCCAGCCCCCCUGUAUCUCCCCAGGGAUCACCACACAAAGGUUACGCUCUGAUGCCAACCACAAAGUCUGAUAACUUCUCUGACUCGAGCCACAGCGAGAUCUCCUCCCGCUCCAGCAUUGUCAGCAACUGCUCUGCUGAUUCCACUUGUGCCACAUCAGAAGACCGCAGCUUAACACAGCAUCUCAGCUUUCCAGAACCCACUGCAGCUGCAGACAGGAAAGACAACAUGCCAGCCGCAGCACCCCAAUGCAGCCACCACACUACCGGUUAUUCAGUGCCAAGGCCUGCUGUAACCAGGGGCUCAACCUUCACACCCUCUACAAGCCACAACGAGUUUGCACACGGCCACGUCUCCACAGACACAGCAGACAGUGGGAGGGGCAGCUGGACGUCGUGCUCAAGCAACUCCCACGACAACUUCCAGAGCAUCCAGAACCAGAGAGGCUGGGACCUGGGCUCUUUCCACCACACCCAGCUCGAUGGGCCUAUUGUCGAGGUGGAACCUACAGGGUCCUGGGCAGAGGAGGACCAUCAGAGAAGUAACAGGCAUUCCAAAGACAGCUUAGAGCUGAGCCAGUCGAGGCAAAGCUGGGCCUCCUCCAGCUCCCUCUCUGACACGUAUGAGGGGAACUACGGAACCAUUAAGAGGAGGGUUCUGGAUAGUUCUGGAGAAGCCCAGGGCGAAGCUUCAGAUUGUGAACCAAGCACAAAUGCAGUUUAUAAAACUGUCACUUCAAGCACAGAAAAGGGACUUAUAGUGUACUGUGUCACUUCCGCUCAGAAGGACGAUAGAUAUAGGGCACCACCACCCACUCCUCCAGGAUACCUGGGAAUCCCAUUAGUGGCUGUAAAGGAAGGAGCAUCCCGCCACCCGCGCUUAAAACCUCCAGACUAUAGUGUGGCAUUGCAGAGGUCAAAGUUGGUCCCGCCCCACUGUGCCAUUGCUAGGCAACCAGAAGCCAAGACGGUAGUUCAGUCCCCGACACAGAAGCGGCAAGAUUCUGACCCUAGACUAGCCCAUGUUAAUCAACAGAGAGAACGAGCUAGUGAGGAGGAUGAAGAGCAAGUGUCAGCUGUGUAACUAUAUAAUGACCAGGACCAGACUGUGAGAGAGUUUACAACAUUUUAUGGAGUCCGUAGCACAGGAGGAAAAGAAGAAUAUUGGUUUAGAAGCUGACUAAGACGCUUGCUGCUUUCUUCUGCUGUAGAAAACAUUAAACAUCAGUGGCAUCAGUGCUGUGUGCCGCCCAGCAGUGACCUGGCCUGCAGUAUGUGUUGCCGCAUAUGUAUUAAUUCAGACUAAACAAACAUGCAUCAACUUAUUUUUUAUUUUUUGUUGGAUUUAUAUUUUUUGUCCGAUUUGUCGUACCUCAGACAGUAUUGUAAAUGGGACUGGAUCAAAUCUUCAGGGACCACAAAAUCUAACAGCCUCUUAAUCAUGUAAAACCAUUCAGGAAUCAAUAGUGUGGAGUUUAGUUGUGAUAGUGGACUGGGGUGGGGUGGGGGUGGGGGGUAUUAAAAGGGUUUAAGCGUGCAAGACUUUGAUGAGACUGAUAGAAAUGCUUCAAGCCUUGUUUUAAGAUAAUGGACUGUACUACAAAGGGAAGCAGACCUGUGCAUUUACCAGCAUGCUCGUGCUUUGCAAGUACAGCCCUGGCCAGUAUCAUUUGAAGUCUAAAGAGUCGAUACAGAGGAAUUUGAUAGGGGCGCUGUUAUGCUACAGUAAAAAUAUAUAUAAAAAGACAAUACAAGAGUUAUUUCAGAAGAGUUUGACGUUAUCUGAACUUCUGUUAGGUCAGGGCAAGAUCUGUUUUGAUGCCUUAGCAUUUCAGCCCUUUAUAAGCAUUGUGUAAUUGAAUGUGGUUAGCAGUACUGCAUAUAAAACUGUUGCUAAAAGGCAUCCGCAGGAGGAGUGUCACAGUACAGUGUUGCCAUCUUUUCACUGCUGUUUACAAGCAAGCACAAAUCAAGUAUAUAAGUGAAAGCUGAAGUACAGCAUCACUUAAUGAAUUGUGGAUUUGCAUUCUUUACCAUUGCAAAAUGAACAACAGCAGAUUAAUCACAGUUAAGUGACAUCAGUCAGAAUAUUAACAUUCUAGCUGUACACGCUAGUAAAACAUACACCUGAAGCAUUACAAAGUGUACAGUUUGCAGAAUACUAACUAUUAGACAAACUGGGUGCUGUGUUCUUUUUGGUGUGAUCCUAGAACAAUAUUAAUCAUUUUGACAAACUGUUUGAUUACACUGCUCUUGUAUCAGCCCCUAACAACGUUGCCUGCUUUCUUCUGCCAAAAAGCAACAAUAAACAUUGGAUAGUUUUAUGUCUAUGGGAAAUAACUGGAAUAUAAGCAGAUUCUUUUCAGUUUACAUUCAUUUUGGUGCCCGAGUUUAUUAUUGUAAUUAUUUUUGCCAUACUUGA